CUUCUUAGGCAGCACUGGGGAUGAUCUGGACAGGCUGAAGUCCUUGUGUCACUGCUGCAGAGAGGUCGGUGCUUAGGAUUUACAGCGUUUUAAAAAAGCAGAACUGCCGGAGUGCUUAAGUGGCGAGUCAAGUGUUUCUCUCUGACAAACGCCGAUUGCUCAGGUGCAAGAUUUUGGGAAACGCGGCAGUGUGACGGUUUUGCGUCUCUUUACCUGAUAGAUAUUUUCGUUAAGUAAGACUAAGAGGGCGUGCGGGCCAAGGAGCCCACCGAGCUGGCGGAGAUGGAGGAGGGCAUGCCGGAUGAGCGGGACCUUAAGGAGAUGCAGGAGGAGGAGCUGUGGGACAUGAUCAACGACCACCGGUACCGCAUCUCGCAGAACGUGAAGCCCUGCACUCUGAUCCCGUACCUGCGGCAGGCCCGCGUCCUUAACGAGCUGGACGAAGAUGAGAUCCUCAACUUUGUGAAGUUCCCCAACUGGAGCCUGAGGACAAGCCACAUGCUCGACAUCCUGAGCAUGCAAGGACGCAAUGGCGCCAUGGCCCUGCUGGAGAGCCUGAUGAUCCACUUCCCCAAGCUGUACACGCAGAUCACCGGCCGCAAGCCCGCCAUCGAGCCUUCGGGCUUCAGCAGCCUGAUAAAGAACUCGGAGCUGACAGAGUACCUGGUGCGCGCAGUGACUAGCAUGCAGCGUGAACUGCAGGAGGCGCGUGCCGAGGUCAACUCGCUGGCAAAGCGCGGCGCCGAGCUACGGGCCGAGCUUGCCCAGGCGCAGCGGCGGGCCGAGGAGCAGCAGCAGCUGCAGGAGGAACACGCACGCCUGCGCAGCCACAUGGCCAGCCUGCAGCUGGACCUGCUCAAGCUUAAGGACGAGAAGUGCGACCUGUAUGCGCGCUACACCGUCGCCAUCCAGGAGAACUCCACCGUCAACAUCCACUGCCGGGACCUCCAGCUGCAGAUGUACGAGCUGCAGUUUCAGCUGCUCAAAGCCCAAACUGAGACGGACUUCCACCAGAAAUCCCUGAAGAGAAACAAUGCCAACGAGAUGCUGCAGCUGCGGGAGGAGAAUGGCUUCCUACGGCAGCGGCUGCUGGAGGCCGAGAAGUUCAAUCCGGCGCGGGAAGACAUCUUGGCACAAGACCUGGAGGAGGAGCGAGACGGGCGCACCAAGCUGGUGGAGCUCCUGCACCAUGAGAAGGAGGAGCACGAGAGGCUGGUCCAGGAGAGGGACCAGCUCAUGGAGGAGAAGGACUGCCUGGCCUUGCAGGUGAAAAAGCUGUCUCUGGACUGCGAGAUGUACCAGCAGAAGAGCACGGUGAUACAGAGCCAGCUGGAUGAGCUGCAGGAGGAGAGAGACCAGGCGUACCUGUUGAGGGACGAGGCUCAGGCCCAAAUUGCCCGCAACCUGGCAGAGAAGGACACCCUUCGGGGGCAGCUGGUGGAGCUCCAGGAGAAGCUCUUCACCCUGCGCGCCCAGAGCUGCCAGAGAGAGGAGGAGCAGAAGAAGCAGAGGCCCCGAAAGUUCAGCUGGGAUUCCAGCUUUUCCUGCAGCAUUGAGGAGACUUUGCUCAGUCCUCGUCCACGGCCCGCCCUGUGCAGGAUGAACGCCAUUUGUCCUCAAAGCAUGAGAAGCACGGAGAGCAUCAAGAGCUUCUGCAGCUUUCGCUCUGAGUCCGCUGAGCCGCCCAGCCUGGAGUCGCUGCGCAGGCGGCAACUUGACGAGAACCGCUGUAGCAACAGUUUCAGGAUGUGGGACUCGCGCCCAUCUGUCUCCGAGCCAGAUAACGACUUUGAGAUCAUCCAUAAAGUGGAUGAAGAGGCAGCGCCUCCAUCUUUGUCUUCUCUCCAGAGUAACACCACCCGGAAAACAGCCCCACCGUUCCUGGUUCGUUCCCGGCCUAAGGCACUGCGCCUCGGCACCCCCGGCUAUGGCCUGACCAUCUCCUUCCAGGGGGAGGAUCUGCUCAGUCAGUUGCGGGUGGUUGGUGGAAACAAGACAGGGGUGUUCAUACAUGAGGUCAAAGAGGGAUCCCCAGCCCAGGAUGUGGGUCUCAGGCCUGGGGCCCAGAUCAUGGAGAUGCAGUACGAUCAGGGGCGACACUCAUUACGCAUGGUUUUGGAGGAUUCUACUCUGGAGGAAGCGCUGUGGGCACUGGGUCAAGUCCGUGGCUUCUUCCACCUCUCAAUUCGGUACAAUCAGGACACUUAUGAGAAGCUGCUGGUCCAGCUUCAGAGUGGCGAGGUGACCUCAGGAGACUCCUUUUACGUGCGCGUCAACAUGGGCCUGCUGCGCGGAGCCGGGUACACGCUGGCCAUCCGCUGCAACGACAUCCUGCACGUGACCGACACCCACAGCGCGGACGGGUCCUGGAAGGCCAGUCACGUGCAGCCGUGCAACCUGAAGGACCUGGAGAGCGGCACCCUGCCCAACUACUACCGAGCUCAGCGCCUGCUGAUAAGGGCGAUCGAGGACAUGACCUUGCAGCAGACGUCACUGCGGAGGGUGGACCCCUGCAAUGGUCAGGCGAAUCAGAAGUCGGUACGGAUCGUCAGCACGGGCCGGCUGGGGCGAAACCCACUAUGGGUGUCUGUAGAGGAGGAUAACUCGGAGGAGGCUGAGGGGACAGGGGACGGCGUGACUUCCCGGGGCUGCAUUGCGCUCAUGCCCUACACUCUCGUCACUCCUCACCACCCGCCGGCCUCUCGGCCUGUCCUCCUCCUCCCCUCGGUGUUUGGCGUCCUCCUGAACAACAAACUGGGGGAGCUCCGGGGCUUCCAGUUAUGCAAACCAGAACGUCUGAGCGCCAGCGAAUGCGCCACACGGAUGCAGAAGUCGGAGAUCCUGGAAGACUGUGAGCGGGGGGCCUCCGACUGCUACACCCUGCAGAGUGUCGAGAAAGUGAUCAAGCAGGGCCUCCACUGCGUGCUGCCCCUGGGACUCGACUGUGUCAGGCGCCUGCACAGAUCUGAGAUCUUCCCCAUCAUCAUCUUCAUCGCCCUGUCUGGGCGCAGCAUCCGAAAACUCAGGAGCAAGCUGGGCAUGACUGAGGAGCAGCUGCUGGAAUGCUGCCGCAGCGAGGAGACCCUCCUGGACAAGCUGCCCUGCCUGUACCGCACCGUGGCCCCAGACAGCUGGAGUGGCACCUCCAACCUGCUGACCGCUCUGCGCGCCGUCAUCCAGGAGGAGCAGCACAAGAUCGUGUGGGUCGAGCAGGACCUACUGUGAAGGGAGAUCAGGGUGGCAGAGGGAAGCCUGCCCAGACCCAUCCAUCCAUCCAUCUGCCGCAUUUCCGGGAUUCGGGUCGCGGGAGUAGCAGCUUCAGGAGAGACACCCAGACCUCCCUCUCCCAGAACCUUAGCUCUCUAUUUAAUGCUGGAAAGUCUUCUUUGUACCGCCUGGAUGUCGGGUGCCGGUAUCUGGGGUCACCCCUGCCUGGGGCUGGAGAUAUGCACGCCAGAGUAAAAAAACGAACAAAAAAGAACAGAUUAAUAGAACACACCAGCAUAUCUUUACAUUACAACUGCUGGUGACAACUUUAAUCAGGUUAAUCAGGAACUGGUAUGAAGGAACCCCUUUUAUAUGACUGUUUACUGAGCACAUUUAUCAGUAAACAUUUCAGUAUUGUGUUGUACUAUUUAUACUUGUGUGUGUGUGUUGUGUGCGUGUGUGUGUUUGUGUGUGUGUGUGUCUUGGACUCUUUUUUUUUUUUUACUUCUUAAGUUUCCUUUGCUGGGUUUUUCCCAGCUAAACGUAAACCUGUAAGGUUCUUAGGUUAAGCAGGUUUGAUGGACACAGUCAGGUUAUAGUUUAAAAGAACAAUGUUUAACAAAAGCUUUCAUAAAGCUUUAAAUUCUAAGGUAUUUGGGGACACACAGAAACGGAACGUGUUUUAAUACCAAGUUCAGGUGUAAUAAGCCUUGUGCUAUUUUUGGAAUGAGUGUACGCCAGCACCCGGACUGUCCCGGUCGCCAUUUUGCCUUGAUCCUGUUUUGGACUCCUCCCAAAUCGCUGGAACAAUCUAAAGCACAUCAGCUAUUAAAGUUCAAGGGUUUAUAUCAUGAAUCAAAUUAAUGUUCUAUUUAAAAUUAAUUAGAAAUCCUAUUGCUUUGUGCCUAUAUAUUAAUGUGCAGUUGAACAUAGAAACAGGAUGAACAAUAUUUUUGAGAUUUUACAUAAACAGGGAAGCAACAGACAGCAGUAUAGCUCUUUUCAAACCACAUAUGUAAGUGCUGUGGUAUCUGCAGUUGUUUGCACUUUCAAACAAUAAAUGGUACUUAAAAAUGUAAGAACUCUUGUAAAUAAAUGUGUAUCUACUGUCAUACUCACUAUGCCCUGUACUGACUAGGAAUAUUGUUAUUUUUGUAUUACCCAACAAAUAUUCUUUUUAUUGUAUGUAUGUGUGUAUUUAUGUAUUAUUAUGUUUCCACGAGCUGCCAAACAUUAUUAAAUAUAUGACCCUGAAUAAUUUA
Molecule: messenger RNA, 4469 nt
Organism: Paramormyrops kingsleyae
Lineage: Eukaryota; Metazoa; Chordata; Actinopteri; Osteoglossiformes; Mormyridae
Gene: card14
Product: caspase recruitment domain family, member 14
Biological process (GO): regulation of apoptotic process
Cellular component (GO): cytoplasm
Molecular function (GO): CARD domain binding
Source: RefSeq, a predicted model, not a curated record